Messenger RNA from Plenodomus lingam JN3, 3351 nucleotides. Lineage: Eukaryota; Fungi; Ascomycota; Dothideomycetes; Pleosporales; Leptosphaeriaceae. The record is from RefSeq and is a predicted model, not a curated record.
AUGCAUUGCCAGCCUGCGCCGCCGCCCUUCCCACGACCGUCCGAUCGCCCCAUGAUGCAGAACCAAAAUCACCACCCAUCCCCGACGCAGUCAUACAGCGGGCACCCUUCCUCGACGACGCAGACCCAGCAGUCGCACCACGCUCCCUUCGCAGCCGAUCAGCACACCGGGCCUCAACGAGAUGCCUUCUUCGCGACCGCCGCCCAACACGUGCGACGGAGCAGCCAAGAAGCGCCUGGCGCAGACGACCCACGGCAACAAAGCCAGAGUGAAGGACGAGGCCAAGGUGGUUGGCCCAACACAGGUACGGACGAUUGCAUUCUUCACGUCUCGCAGAGGCAUUGUGGCAAGCACUGCGGCGUCCCUUGGGGACUCCUAGGAAAACACAAUGGCGAGCGACGAGUCGCUGUUGGCAUCUGCGAUGCAUGCUGCCUGCGUGACACGUCGACGGCGGUAGAAGCUUUGGAGACAGGCGUAUGGCACAGUAGUGGCUGGCCAGGGCCCUUACUCCACACUUCACCGCCUGUUGCGACACCUGCACCAGUCCUGCCACGCAAAUGCUGGCAACGGCUCCCACUUGUGCCACGCCCGCCUCCAUUUCGCACCGCCAUCAUUACAAGCUGGUUCUGGAUGCGCACAUGGCAUCAUGCUCAGUCUUCUGGUCUGCCGCCGCCGCCGCCAUCCAUGACCGCCUCCAACCAUCCUCCGCCUCCAUCGCCAUACGGCUACGAUGCUGCGCGACGACGCUCGCUCACAGGAGGUAGCCCGCCAAACCCCUAUGCCUCACCUCACGAUCCUCCGCCCCCUCCUUCCUUUGCGCGACCGCAAAUGCCACCACCCUCAUCGCCUCCGCAGCAGCAGCAGCAGCAGCAGCAGCCGCUUCACGCGUCGCAAGCGCAGCGCCCGCCCUACGCAUCCAACUUUGGCGCCAACCGAGACCUCCCGGGCCUGGGCCAGGCGAUGCGACCAGGGAGCAGUAUGUCCAUUUCGAGUCUGAUUGGCGGCGGUGACACAGUUGCGCCCGGCCAGGCGUCACAAUCACAGCCGUCACCUCCCACAAACGCAUCUUCGUUGAACAGUCACAGCAUGCAGCCUCCGUCGCCUCGACGCAGCUUGUUGUCGGGACCGCGGUCAGAGUUCGCUCCCUUCAGACGCCAGCCAUCGCCCGAUCGCAAUAACAUGUACGGAGCCAACCCCUCCAAACCUUCUGAUGCCCACAGCUUUCCCGGUGGCUCGCCCCGGUCGUACAGCAACCAGGCAUCUCCGGACCCAGGCCGUCAGUCGUUACCUCCCUCUUAUACCCCCUACAAGCUUUUCGGCCAGUCCAUCUCGCGUGAGUACCCGUCAGGCGGUGCGGGGCAACGCCCUUCUGGCAGUACACCUCCUCGGCCGAACAGCCAGCCCACAGGCCCACCAGAAACGCGAGAGCAAGAGCGAAGACCGAACUUCGACGGCUUAAGAGGACGUCGCGGCGCGUACGAACCCCUGGAAGAGCGCCGACGGACGCUGGGAGAGUCUCACCAUGCGAGACCCAAUGCUGCUGAGCCCUUGGCCGGUGGGCAGAGUAACACAGAAAGAGACCGACCUGUCACUGUACAUCCCGUAUCGCAAAACGUCUUUGGACCACCUGCCGAGGACCACAGAACGUCCGGGUCAACCGAGCCACCACGAGGUCCUUGGCGAGAGGCUCUGCGCGAGGCAAUCAAUCAUCGUCGAGAGGAGCCUUCAUCAAUCCAUCGUGCCUACGGCCAAUACCCCUCUCCCGCGCUCGGGGCUCCACGCUAUGGUGGUCCGGGCCCUGAAGACGUGCUACGAGGGCGUAGUGUAGAUCAUCUGAGCAACCGCGUCGUCGAGCAAUAUCAUGCGCCUCCUACAUCAGAUCCGACGUCGACUGAGCGUCAUCGCACCGAGCCUCUAUCCCGCUCUUUGUCCUCAGGUGGGCGAUCCUUGUUUGAUCAGCCGCAGAGGAUGGGUGAGGCUAUGCAACAAUCGAAAUCCCACAUUGGAUUUGGCUUAGACGCUAGCCGACGAACUGGACGUGCUUCUCCCUUGCCACAGGCUGUGCAAGGUGCCCAGGCACAGCCCAUGAUGAGUGGAAAAGAUCCUGGUAUCAAGAGCGAGUUUGGUCGGAUGUUUUCCGGCCUGGGCAGUGGUCUGGGCUGUUCCACGCCAUCGCGUGGCAGUCCACUACCACAAAACGGUUCAGGCUCAUUCUCUCAUGACACAGAGUCUGAUGUACACAGGGUCCAAAGAGUCAACUCACAACAGGGCCGAAAGACAAAACGUAUCAAGGACGAAGAAGGCAUCUUCGAUGUCGAUAGCAAUGAUGGAAGAGGGACCACUCCCUCAGGCACUCGUGGUGUUAAGCGGAACAAACAUCACCACCAUACACCGCACCAUCAUCACCACCAUCACCAUCAUCACCCUAAGCCAGAUGAGGAGGUGAACCUUUCCACGAGUUCUACUCCACUUAAUGGAAGACAGCCGGGCCUUGCACAGACGGGUGCUAGUCAGCCAAUACACCAUCACCACCACAUACAAGGGACGCCUCAUCACCAUCACCACCAUCAUGUACCCCGGGGCAACCAGUCAUCCGUCCCUGCUGCGAAGAUGGCGGUCAAAGUACACGAUGUGCAGCCUGUUCUCGAUGAAGCUGCUAAGAAGCCUCGUAGACAUCUUGGAUCACAUUUGUACGAGGCUUCCACCAGGUUACCUAGACCCAAUUCGUCGGUGGAUGAUCAGUUCGGCUAUGCAUCGAAGCCGAAGCGACUGCCACGCUUCCAUGCCGACCCGAUCAAUUGCACGUUUACCAUCAGAGUACCCAGAUUCUACCUCAAGCCUCGCCAACGCCAGCACAUUGUUCUGGAACGCCAUCUCUGGGGCGCACGCAUUUACCGAGAUGAUUCGGAUCCUAUUGCAGCUGCGAUACACUCUGGUUGGAUCAGAGGGGAGUGGGAUGAGACGGUCGAUGUUUCGAUGCUGGACCCGCGCAUCACUGCCCCGAAUGACCCAAGUGAUGCCGAGGAAACGCUCACAAAGGUGCCGGCCGCCCCUGUAACCCCUCCCGCAGACAUGGACUUGCAAAUCGAGAUUCUCAUCCUCCCUCAACUCCAAAAGUACACUGGAUCGGUCGAGUAUGGCAUCUCAAGCAGGAAAAGUACAGGCCACGAAGGCCUCAGCUUCAUGAUCAAUAAGAUUCGAUGGGUAGAAGAUGGCAUUGGAAGUCGCGGUCAAGAGCGUACUGCCGCAGCUCUGAAGCGUCGUCUUGAUGCAAGUGCAACGCUGCUCGCGUUGCAGAGUGGAGUAGACGACAACAUGCGCUUCAGCAACAUGGCGAGACUACACGCAUGA